Lactuca virosa is the source of this 633-nucleotide messenger RNA. The record is from the annotation of a GenBank genome assembly. NCBI's taxonomy places the organism in Eukaryota, Viridiplantae, Streptophyta, Magnoliopsida, Asterales, Asteraceae.
AUGGAUCAAUAUAGUUACUCCUCUUCUUCAUCUUUGUCUUCUUCCUCUGGACAACAACAAUAUGCACAGAAGACAAUCAAAUCAAGCCGACCACUGUACCAUAACUCCCUCCAUUCUGUCCGUAAGUCCCUUCAAAAACCCAUCACCAAGCAUUUUAUCGCCCCAUUGCAACCCACCCCACCUAAAGUUUACGAUGUCGAUGUCUCCAGUUUUAAGGAAGUCGUUCGUGUUCUCACUUGCAGCCCGGAAUUCCAACAACCCUCUCCACGACGUCUAAAAGACAUGGCUCCGCCAGCCCUUAUUAUAUCAACAAUCCCAAAGCCAUCGUUAUUUCCCAAACCAUCACUGCUGCCCCAAUCUGAAGAAGGAGGAGCAUUAAACAAGCUUCCAACUUUCAUAAUGUCGCCGGGUUUCUGCAAAUACUUGAAUGAAACAUUGGAUACAACUCGGUUUAUAUCAGAGUCACCUGAGAUGAUAGAUUGUUUCGGGGGUUUGAGUCAGGCGGGCUUAGAUUUUUCAAUGAUGGCUAGUCCUAAUGAUCUACCCGAGAGUACACUCAUCAGCCCAUUGGAUUUGAGUUUGUCACCAACUUCACUCUCUUGGUGUUCUUCACUUAUUCUGAGCCCUCUAUAG